AGAUUUUAGAGAGAGAAAGGAUAAUAACAUUUUUCAUACACUCACAAUUUCUCUCUCCUCUGUUUCUCCACACUUAACCAUGGCUUCAAUCUCAUGUUCUAUCCAAUUUGCAAUCAAUUCAAAACCUUCAACUUCUCAUUCAUCAACCUCUCGUGUGUUGAACUUGCGAAAUGGGUUUCUGGGUAUGCCCACAAACGUAAGUGGGCCCAAAUUUAAGCCCACUACGAAGCUGGGACCCACUAAUGGUGGCAGAGCUAAGUGUUGGUUCAAGUUUAAUGCUGAAGGUGCUGGCAUUUAUGGUAGCCAAUCUCGUGAUGAUUUUGAUAGAGAUGAUGUUGAACAAUACUUUAACUACAUGGGAAUGCUUGCUGUGGAGGGUACAUAUGAUAAGAUGGAAGCACUCUUGAACCAGAACAUCCAUCCUGUAGAUAUCCUACUGUUGAUGGCUGCCUCGGAGGGUGACCAACCGAAAAUUGAAGAACUACUGAAAGCUGGAGCAAAGUAUGACGUAAAGGACGCUGAUGGAAGAACUGCCCUUGAUAGAGCUAGUGAUGAGAUCAGAGAAUUCAUACUCAAUUUCAAAGCACAAAAGGCUUAACAUAUUAGUAGGCCUAGUAGCAGUGUUUGAGUCCUGCCUUUUCUUAUCAUCUUCUGUUUAGAUAAUUGAGAUUGUGGUAUCAACACGAUGAUACCACCUUCCUUUUUGUGUGAGAGAGUCUAGGAAGAAUUUUUGCUACUUAAUGUAAAUCAGGUCGAAUUGCUGUAUAACAUGGCUAUAUCGAUAUUUAGAUGUUUAUUUACUUGCUCCCUGUGUUCCUUAUUAUCAGACUGCUUAGAAAGUCAUUGAACUGUUGUCAAUUUAAUUUACCAUUGCAAUAUAAAUGGCUGUUUCGG
Molecule: messenger RNA, 894 nt
Organism: Chenopodium quinoa (quinoa)
Lineage: Eukaryota; Viridiplantae; Streptophyta; Magnoliopsida; Caryophyllales; Amaranthaceae
Product: protein LHCP TRANSLOCATION DEFECT-like
Exons: 2
Coding region: 80-598 (172 amino acids)
Biological process (GO): intracellular protein transport; granum assembly
Cellular component (GO): chloroplast stroma; chloroplast envelope
Source: RefSeq, a predicted model, not a curated record